Messenger RNA from Empidonax traillii (willow flycatcher), 2272 nucleotides. RefSeq names its product chromosome unknown C2orf80 homolog (gene CUNH2orf80). Bases 344 to 1009 code for a protein of 221 amino acids. The record is from RefSeq and is a predicted model, not a curated record. The transcript is spliced from 9 exons. NCBI's taxonomy places the organism in Eukaryota, Metazoa, Chordata, Aves, Passeriformes, Tyrannidae.
GUAUUAGGAUCAUCUAGCUUGAAACUGAUAACCCAAGCUGAAGGUGCAGGUUUAACCUCUUCUUUGUGGUAGUUUUUGUUUAUUGUUUGUGUUUUUUUUCUAUUAGUUUCUCUCAGCAGCAUUGUUUCUAAGCAACACAAGAAAGCAGCAGUCCUGCAUGAAGCCAUAGCCUCAUUUCCCUGGCACACAAAGGAGGACAGAGGCAAGAAAGGAACAGCAACACCAAGAGGGAAAUCUUCCUCAUAAAUACCUGAAGUCAGAGAGGCUCCAAACCCAGAUCCUGAGGCCUAUUGCAAAGUUGAUACAGAUCCCACUGAGCUUAUGUUACAGUAAGAACUAUAAUAUGGAAAGAAAACGCCUGAAGAAAAAGAUAGAAAAACUCCUGGGAGAUUAUGUUGGCAUCAGACUACGAGAAAAAGAAUUUGAUCCAAGAGGACAAAGGCCACCCACCUUUCUAGAUGACAUGGUCCAUUACAACUUAGCCCUCAGUGUUGCUUUGCUGUGGCUUAGUGACUUGGAUGCUCCGAUUGCACUGACAGGAGAGAAAAUGAACUCUGCAGCUCACAACCAAUACACAUAUCCCAACCGAACUGAGAGAGAGGCUAUGAUAUUAUCUUCAUACGCUGGGAUAUUAAUGAACAGCAUUCCUGUAGAAGAGAUCUUUGAGAUUUACAGCACGAGGCCCUCAGCAACACACUGGCAGAGGUCUGCAAAUGACCGCUGGAUUCAACCUUUCAGGUUCUCCCUGCACCCAUUUGCCAUGCUGACUGCCCCUGAAGCUGCAGAGUAUGCCUGGAAGCAAAGCGUCAAGUACCAGACAGGAACAGCACGUGGAAAGCAACUUCCUUGUUCAGCAAGGAGAGAUAAAAAGGACCACAAGCAACUGGACCCACUGACCAGAGGAAAGCAACACGUUGACAAAGGAGCUACAGAAGCAAAACAAGGAAUCUCUCCAAGGAAUCCUGGAUCAGAUUCAAAAGUGAGGAAUGCAAAGGAAGCAAAGACAUAACAAAAAACUAGACUUCACAUACCUCACUUAGUUGUAGGUGAGCUAACUGAUGUCUUCUACCUUAGCUUUGGGAAUUUGCGUUUUGUUUGCAACUUUUGUUUUGGUUGAUUUUGGGGUGGAUUUUUGUUUGUUUUUAAAUCUUAGCAGUCAUUCCUUCCUUCCUUCCCAACCAUCAUAUCUUACAUCCAAGACAUUCAUUUCUCUUCCCUUAGCCAGUUCUCUCCUGCUGCCCUGCCAGUGUGUUGGGAGCUUACAUUUUCCCAGUGCAUCCCUACUGAUUCUCAAUGUACCAUGUUACUUUUACAGAAGCAAAGAGAGGAUGCAGUAUUUCAGAGGCAGGGAAUACACACUUCCCCUUUUCCACAGUGCUUUGCAACUCCCACAUAUGAUCCAUUGUUGGGCAGGAAUGAGCUUCCCUACACGUUACAUGUGAGUUGUGUCUCUCAGGAUGAUCACACUUUCUUCAGCUCUCCCCUCUAACCAUCCUGCUUUCUUAUUUCAGCAAAGGGCUCAGCUAAAUAAAAAGCCUCUCCCUGCAGUGCCAGUGUAGCACUGAAGUCUGUCUUCCAAUCUCCAUUUGUAGGUCUCUGAUAGUUUGCCUCUGUUAUGUCCAUGCUGUGUUGCCAAAGAACACUCCCCAUUUCCUAGAUGGGCUGUCAACUUUAAUCCUUGUACUGACUCUACCUUGGAAUAUGAGUUGGAUGCGGUUCUCCUUCCACGUUCCCCUCUUCCUCUGUCAGGAAGCUUAAGCACACAAUAUGGGGUGUUUGCAUUAGACUCUUUCUACCUAAUUCCGUAGAAAUUUCAGGGCUCAAUGGGGUUGAAGUAUUCACUGCUGAGAGGUGUGUUUAACACUAACUGCAGGGUAGAGAGACUUCAUUAGGGCUCUUUACAUAUAAAAAUGGUAAACAUGAAGAUUUCCGGCUACUUGUAGCCAGGGGAUAGACAGUUAUCCAAAGUAUGGUCACAUAUUGUACAGCUGCAUUAACCCAUCUCUCUUGGAGAUGGUCCUGUACUCUAACACAAAACAUCUACUAAAGGAAAAAAAAUAAACAUUUGUGAAGCAAAAACAUUUUUCUCCUAUUCUCCUUUCUGCUAGUUCUCAGUCACUGAGCCUAUUUGUGGAGAUGCCAAAAGAGAGCACUACACAGGAAAGCCUGGGAAUGGUUAAACUUAAUCAGGGAAUAAAGGGUCUUUUAGAAGUCCUCAUGGACUCAAAGCUUACUUUUAUCUUACCAGGUUCACAGUGUUUGGUUUUUUUAA